This is a messenger RNA of Saccoglossus kowalevskii, 803 nucleotides long. RefSeq lists its product as uncharacterized. Gene Ontology annotation, cellular component: peroxisome. The record is from RefSeq and is a predicted model, not a curated record. NCBI's taxonomy places the organism in Eukaryota, Metazoa, Hemichordata, Enteropneusta, Harrimaniidae. Gene Ontology annotation, molecular function: calmodulin binding.
AUGGUAACCAUAUGUGUGAACGCCACAGAGGAAGGCAUCAAGCCAGUCGAGGUUGAGGAGAAGAAAGACGAGGGAAAUGAAGAGAAGGUCGUCGAAUCGGAGGCGAAAACGCCGACAACGAGCGCUGACGAACAGGUGGACAUUCCAUUAGAUGAUCGCGCUGCGAAGAUUAUGAACAUUUUGUCUAAAUUCAGAACCUUCAAAAAACCUAAACGAACCAAGAAAACCAAAGGCGGCAUUUCUAAGAAAUUCGCUAAGAAGAUGACAGCAUGGGCGACAAGGGCCAAGGAACUUUCAGAACAGAAGGCCUCAGCCUCUAUGUUUGUGCAUGGUAUAUUUAAUGAAAUCAAAACAACGUCUGAUGAGGAUAUCAGUGACGAUGAUAGCGACGUAGAAGAAGAGUUUUUAGACAUGUAUUCUACAGGAUUCAUGGCAAUGAUGCCUAUACUAUUAUCAAAAGACUUCCUGUAUCCCCCAUUUAAGGUGCUUUCUGACGCAUAUCCUGAUUGGUUAGCUGAAAACAAAGAUAAAGUUUCUGUGGGUGAAUUUGAAAGAUACAAACGACAAUACGAGUCACUACAAAAGAUAUGCGAAGCGUACGAAAAAGAAGACGACUCAUCAUCCGAUAGUAUGGACAAUAUGUAUGACAUGAUAGACUUGCUGGAAGCGCUUGAAGGCAAUGGAGAUCCACCCGAAGAAUUACAAGCCAAACAAGCAACCGUCGAAAUGAAUCUACAACUCAUUAACAAGACAUUGCCACAGGACAUUCAGAAAGACGGCACUAACUGCACCAUAUUGUAGCC